UUAAUCCUUAAAAUCACCUAUAAAUGACUAAUAACGUUUUAUAAAUGGGCAAACUGAGGGGCUGUAAGACGGACCAGAAAUUUUAAACCUGUCUUUUUUGCCUUUAAAUCCAUGUACUUUUUAUGAUACCAUGCCACUGCCUUUCAGAAGAGUUUCAGAUGCCGAGUGCUGGACAGAAGUCAAGCAUGACAAUAUUAAAAGAGUCCUUAAUUGUGGCAAACUGAGAGGUCAUUUGUGAGAAAAUUGCAGUUUAUCUCAAUGUAUUUUGGGGUGUUGGAGAUGGAGUAUGAAUCACACUUUCGAGAAAGAUGGCAAAGAAGAAGACCAGAGUGCAUUAGCCACAAAGACGGAAGCAGAAUGAAACUUAGAGAAUAUUUGCCUAAUGGCUUUGAUUAAUUAUUACUGUCAAGAAAGAUAUUUCCAUCAUGUGUUACUUGUUGCCAGUGAAGGAAAGAAGAGGUAUGGCAAUGACCCUGUCUUCAGGUUUUAUCAUGCCUAUGGUACAUUAAUGGAAGGUAAAACUCAAGAAGCUCUUCGAGAAUUUGAAGCUCUUAAAAAUAAACAAGAUGUAUCACUUUGUUCUCUAAUUGCACUGAUAUACACCCACAGAAUGAGUCCUAACCCAGAUAGAGAAGCUAUUCUGGAAUCAGAUGCCAAGGUGAAGGAACAACGUAAAGGAGCAGGACCAAAUGUUUUGUACCAUGCAGGCUUAUUUCUGUGGCACCUUGGUCGCCACGAUAAGGCGAGAGAAUAUACUGACAGAAUGAUAAAAAUAUCAAAUGGUAGCAAAGAGGGACAGGUUUUAAGAGCGUGGCUUGAUAUUACAAGAGGAAAAGAGCCGUAUCCUAAAAAGGCACUAAGAUAUUUUGAAGAGGGAUUACAGGAUGGAAAUGAUAUUUUUGCUCUGCUGGGUAAGGCACAAUGCCUUGAGAUGCGCCAGAAUUACUCAGGUGCUCUGGAGACUGUGAACCAGAUAAUCACGAACUUUCCAAAUUUCCUUCCUGCCUUUGUAAAGAAAAUGAAAUUACAGCUAGCCUUGCAGGAUUGGGACCAGACAGUUGAGACAGCACAGAGGUUACUGCUUCAAGAUAAUCAAAAUGUGGAAGCUCUAAGAAUGCUGGCUCUUUAUUAUUUGUGUCGGGAGGGGGAUCUAGAGAAGGCUUCUACCACGCUAGAAAACUUAGGAAAUGCUUUGGACAUCAUGGAACCACAGAAUGCUCAACUUUAUUUUACUAUGACAAUAGCCUUCAGCAGAACUUGUGGACGUAGUCAACUCAUUCUUCAAAAAAUUCAAACAUUACUAGAAAGAGCUUUUAAUUUAAAUCCUCAGCAAUCAGAAUUUGCUACAGAACUUGGACACCAAAUGAUUUUACAAGGAAAAGUGAAAGAGGCAUUGAAGUGGUUUAAGACUGCCAUGACACUUGAUGAAACUAGUGUCCCUGCACUAGUUGGAUUUAUCCGUUGUCAAUUAAUAGACGGGCAAUUACAGGAUGCAGAUCAGCAGCUUGAAUUUCUUAGUGAAAUUCAGCAGUCUCUUGGAAAAUCUGCGGAAUUAAGCUAUCUACAUGCAGUUCUUGCUAUGAAGAAAAAUAAACAACAAGAGGAAGUUAUUAAUUUGUUAAAUGAUGUCCUGGACACCCACUUUUCACAGUUAGAAGAUUUACCUCUUGGCAUACAGUAUUUUGAGAAAUUAAAUCCUGAUUUUUUGUUAGAAAUUAUUACAGAAUAUCUGAAUUUCUGCCCAAUGCAGCCUGCAAGUCCUGGGCAACCACUUUCUCCACUUCUCAGACGUUGUACCUCAAUUCUGGAGACUGUAGUAAGAACUGUACCAGGUCUUCUGCAAGCUAUCUUCCUAAUUGCAAAAGUAAAGUAUUUGUCAGGUGAUAUUGAAGCGGCGUAUAAUAACCUGCAACAUUGCCUAGAACACAAUUCUUCUUAUGCAGAUGCUCAUCUCCUACUGGCUCAGGUUUAUUUGUCUCAGGAAAAAUUAAAAUUGUGUUCCCAGUCUCUUGAACUUUGUCUGAGCUAUAAUUUUAACGUAAGAGAAUUUCCUUUAUAUCAUUUGAUAAAAGCUCAGUCACAAAAGAAAAUGGGAGAAAUAUCAGAAGCAAUUAAAACUCUGCAUAUGGCAAUGAGUUUACCCGGAAUGAGAAGAAUUGGAGCUCCCUCGAAAUCAAAAAACAAAAAAACUGAAGUUGAUACAAGCCAUCGUUUAUCAAUCUUUCUGGAGUUGGUAGAGGUCCAUCGCUUAAAUGGAGAGCAACAUGAGGCAGCAAAGGUUUUACAAGAUGCCAUCCAUGAAUUCUCUGGGACAUCUGAAGAACUACGUGUUACUAUUGCUAACGCAGACCUAGCUCUGGCUCAAGGAGAUGUCGAACGGGCUUUAAACAUGCUUAGGAAUGUCACAUCCGAACAGCCUUAUUUCAUAGAGGUCAAGGAAAAGAUGGCAGAUAUAUAUCUGAAGCACAGAAAAGAGAAAAUGUUAUAUAUCACUUGUUACAGAGAAAUUUCCGAGAGAAUGCCCAGUCCUCGUUCUUUUCUUCUCCUUGGUGAUGCAUACAUGAAUAUUCAAGAGCCUGAAGAAGCCAUAGUAGCAUAUGAGCAAGCUUUAAAUCAGAACCCAAAGGAUGGAACAUUGGCUACCAAAAUUGGGAAAGCACUUGUCAAAACUCACAACUAUUCAAAGGCAAUCACUUAUUAUGAAGCGGCUCUGAAAAGUGGACAACAAAAUUAUCUUUGCUAUGACCUGGCUGAGCUUUUGUUAAAAUUGAAAUGGUAUGACAAAGCUGAAAAAGUUCUUCAACAUGCUCUAGCUCAUGACCCUGUAAAUGAACUGUCAUCUCUAAUGGAGGAUGGACGUUCUCAAGUUCUUCUAGCAAAAAUUUAUAGUAAAAUGGAAAGACCUAGUGAUGCAAUCACUUCAUUACAACAGGCUCGAGAAUUACAAGCUCGGGUACUAAAACGUGUUCAGAUGGAACAGCCAGAUGCAGUUCCUGCACAGAAACAUUUAGCAGCUGAAAUUUGUGCAGAGAUUGCAAAACAUUCUGUUGCUCAGCGAGACUAUGAAAAAGCCAUUAAGUUUUAUAGAGAGGCUCUUGUUCAUUGUGAAACAGAUAAUAAGAUAAUGUUGGAGCUGGCACGAUUAUACCUGGCACAAGACGAUCCUGACUCCUGCCUGCGGCACUGUGCUCUACUUCUACAGAGUGACCAGGACAAUGAAGCUGCCGCCAUGAUGAUGGCAGAUCUCAUGUUCAGAAAACAAGAUUAUGAACAAGCAGUGUUUCAUUUACAGCAGCUUUUAGAACGCAAACCAGAUAACUAUAUGACGUUAUCUCGUUUAAUUGAUCUUUUAAGAAGAUGUGGAAAACUCGAGGAUGUUCCAAGAUUUUUUUUAAUGGCUGAGAAACAUAACUCCAGAGCAAAAUUUGAGCCAGGAUUUCAGUACUGUAAAGGAUUACAUCUUUGGUACACUGGAGAACCAAAUGAUGCUCUUCGACACUUUAAUAAAGCUCGGAAAGAUAGUGACUGGGGCCAAAAUGCCCUUUAUAACAUGAUAGAAAUCUGUUUGAAUCCAGAUAAUGAAACUAUUGGAGGUGAAGUAUUUGAAAAUCUGGAUAAAGACCUGGGUAAUUCAACUGAGAAGCAAGAAUCUGUGCAAUUAGCAGUAAGGACAGCAGAAAAACUCCUUAAAGAACUAAAACCUCAGACUGUUCAGGGUCAUGUACAGCUUCGAAUAAUGGAAAACUAUUGCCUGAUGGCUACCAAACAGAAAUCUAAUGUUGAGCAAGCGUUGAACACCUUUACUGAAAUAGCCACCUCUGAGAAGGAUCACAUUCCAGCACUAUUGGGAAUGGCAACAGCUUAUAUGAUCUUAAAACAGACUCCAAGAGCCAGGAACCAGCUGAAACGGAUUGCAAAAAUGAACUGGAAUCCUAUUGAUGCAGAGGACUUUGAGAAGAGUUGGCUGCUACUUGCUGAUAUUUAUAUUCAAUCAGCAAAAUAUGACAUGGCAGAAGAACUUUUAAAACGGUGCCUGCGUCAUAAUAGGUCUUGCUGCAAAGCUCAUGAAUAUAUGGGAUAUAUUAUGGAAAAAGAGCAGGCAUAUACAGAUGCUGCCUUAAACUAUGAGAUGGCAUGGAAACAUGGCAAUCAGACACAUCCAGCAGUAGGAUACAAACUGGCAUUUAAUUACUUAAAAGCAAAAAGAUACGUGGAUGCAAUUGACAUAUGUCACCAGGUUCUUGAAGCACAUCCAACUUAUCCAAAAAUCAGAAAGGAUAUACUUGAUAAGGCCCGUACAUCUUUAAGACCUUGAAAAUGAAAGAAAUCUGAGUUCUUCCAGUUCAAAAUAGGUUUGAGUUAAUACUUUGUAAUAGGAACAUAGUUCUCUUUCUCCAGCAGAGGCUGCUCUUGCAUAUAUAAAGAGAAAUGCUAUGUCAAAUGGAUGUUUUCUGUGGAGAAGGUGAUUGAGAGCUGGUUUAUUUGGUGUCUCUGUGCUCGAGACUAUAACCCAUCUAUAUAAAGAAUAUGUUGUUAAAAUCGAGGUAAUUAGGUAUCUGAUCUUUUCUGAGGAAUAUUCUUUAUUUCAGGAAAUGUGUGUAAAAUGUUAUUGUUGUCUGUUCAAUAUUUUGUAACAUUUUCUUUUGUUUUAGAGGCUUGAGUAAAUUUCCUUGUAAAUGAUAUGUGAAAAGAAAACAGAUUUUAGUGAAGAUUUUAUAAAGUUAUGGUUUGUAUUCCUUUUGGAACUCAAAAGACAUGGUUUAUCUUAUAAAACUAAGGCGUGUUCCUGAGGCAGCAUAUUGAUGAAAUAGUAUUGCCAAAAGUAUGACUCUCCUAAAAAAGUCUUUUUGAAAAGUAGAAGCUGUGAGUGUCCUUUCCCUUUGUUGAACUCAUUCUUGCUACUCUCAAUACCAGUGUGACCUUAAUAUCAGUACCUGAAAUCAGCUUAUAUAGGUAAACCUUUACAAGAAUAUUUCAUUUUUGCCCCAGGACUAGGUCUUUGGUGUAACUUCAGACACUAUAAUCUAAUAGAAAAGGGUGACAACAAAUUUUGGGCAGCAGGAACUCACAAUGCACAUCAUUCAAAAGCAGUUACUUACUCUGCUAUGCCUAAUACCACCUUGGUAUAGCAGUUAGACUCUUUUACAUGAAAUUAAACCUAGUAUUAAUAAACUCAGAUCUUAGCAUUAUUUCUAACAUCAUUUACAUCUUUCAUUUUCUUUAAAAUACAAUCACAGUCUUCGAUUUCAUUUCAAUUUUUAAUAAACACAAUAUAUUUUAAAGUCACUGCUUUUUUUGGUGUCCUAUGUUUAUUUCUUUUGACCUACAUUCUCUU
Talpa occidentalis (Iberian mole) is the source of this 5335-nucleotide messenger RNA. It is a transcript of the gene TTC21B, whose product is annotated as tetratricopeptide repeat domain 21B. Lineage: Eukaryota; Metazoa; Chordata; Mammalia; Eulipotyphla; Talpidae. The record is from RefSeq and is a predicted model, not a curated record. Gene Ontology annotation, molecular function: protein binding. Bases 383 to 4315 code for a protein of 1310 amino acids. Gene Ontology annotation, biological process: protein localization to cilium; intraciliary retrograde transport. Gene Ontology annotation, cellular component: intraciliary transport particle A. The transcript has 29 exons.